AUGUCUUUUGCAAUAGGACUAAGUGUGCUGUCUUCAAUUUCAACUUCGAAUUCAUUUCCUCUUGAAACAGAACAAAAUUUUGAUAAAGAGAAGGAAUAUAUUUCACUUUUAACGUCCCGUCAACAUUUUAUGAAAUCAGAUAUUGAGAAAGAUGAAGAGGAGGAUACAGAAACGUUCAUAAGGAUAGACUAA
Messenger RNA from Funneliformis caledonium, 192 nucleotides. The record is from the annotation of a GenBank genome assembly. Lineage: Eukaryota; Fungi; Glomeromycota; Glomeromycetes; Glomerales; Glomeraceae.